Messenger RNA from Magnolia sinica, 4966 nucleotides. RefSeq names its product regulatory-associated protein of TOR 1. Gene Ontology annotation, biological process: cellular response to starvation; regulation of autophagy; cellular response to amino acid stimulus. Bases 269 to 4378 code for a protein of 1369 amino acids. The transcript has 23 exons. NCBI's taxonomy places the organism in Eukaryota, Viridiplantae, Streptophyta, Magnoliopsida, Magnoliales, Magnoliaceae. The record is from RefSeq and is a predicted model, not a curated record. Gene Ontology annotation, cellular component: TORC1 complex; cytoplasm. Gene Ontology annotation, molecular function: protein-macromolecule adaptor activity; protein binding.
UAUUACCCUCGCGUUUGGAACUCCGAAACCGAUAAAAGAGAAAAUAUCGAAAAUUGAAAAAUCCUCUCUCUCUCUCUCUCUCCAAAAACCCUAGGGUUUCUAGGGUUUCAAAGAGAAGCUAGAUUUCUAGGGUUUGAGAGAAGCUGGAUUAUCUCUCCUUCGUCCGUCUAAUCUCGAUGCGCCGCUGGUUCAGCGGUUUCGUCGAUUAGCUUCGAUUUCUCUGCGUUUCUCACACUCUCUCACAAUUUGUAAUUUGGUGGAUUUUUUGAUGGCAUUGGGAGAUCUGAUGGCGUCGAGAUUCUCUCAAUCUACGGUUUCCGUCUCGAACCAUCUUGAUGAGUGCUCGGGCACUGGUGCAGACGAUGGGGAUUUUGGGAGUGGCUCCAGGAGGGAAUCGGACGGUGCGAGCAGUAGCAGUAAUGUGACAGCGGUGACGACGAUGACGUGCAUGGCGUAUUUGCCGCAGACGGUGGUGUUUUGUGAGCUGCGUCAUGAAGGGUUUGAGGAUAGCUUGCCGUCCGGGCCUUCAGAGAGCGGGCCGGUCUCGAAAUGGCGGCCAAAGGACCGGAUGAAGACUAGUUGUGUGGCUCUUGUUUUAUGUUUAAAUAUAAGUGUUGAUCCACCAGAUGUAAUCAAAAUAUCUCCCUGUGCCAGGAUGGAGUGCUGGAUAGAUCCAUUCUCCAUGGCAGCUCCAAAGGCACUAGAAACAAUCGGAAAAGCCUUGCAUUCACAAUAUGAACGGUGGCAACCUCGGGCUCGGUAUAAGCUUCAACUUGAUCCUACAGUGGAUGAAGUGAAGAAGCUUUGUAAUACCUGCCGCAAAUCUGCUAGGUCAGAGAGAGUGCUCUUUCAUUACAAUGGGCAUGGAGUACCAAAACCAACUGCUAAUGGUGAAAUUUGGCUUUUCAAUAAGAGUUAUACACAAUACAUUCCACUGCCAGUUAGUGAUCUUGAUUCCUGGCUGAAGACACCCUCGAUAUAUGUAUUUGACUGCUCCGCUGCAGGGAUGAUUGUCAGUGCGUUCACAGAGCGUCAAGAUUGGAAUUCUUCGGGUUCAUCUUCGUCUUCAAUGAAGGACUGCAUUCUGCUUGCUGCCUGUGAAGCACAUGAGACUCUUCCUCAGAGUGCUGAGUUCCCUGCUGAUGUUUUCACAGCCUGUCUCACUACGCCUAUAAAAAUGGCAUUGCAAUGGUUUUGCACUCGCUCAUUGCUGCGUGAUUCCCUCAAACCUGGUGAUAUAGACAAAAUACCUGGGCGCCAAAAUGACCGGAAAACACUCCGGGGGGAGCUAAAUUGGAUUUUCACAGCAGUGACUGACACAAUUGCCUGGAAUGUCCUCCCACACGAUCUUUUUCAGAGGUUGUUCAGGCAGGAUCUGUUAGUUGCUAGUCUGUUCCGGAAUUUCUUACUUGCUGAGCGAAUUAUGCGAGCUGCAAAUUGUUCCCCGGUUUCAUUUCCAGUGUUGCCUUCGACUCAUCAACACCAUAUGUGGGAUGCGUGGGACAUGGCUGCUGAAAUCUGUCUUUCUCAGCUAAAAUCAUUGAUUGAUGAACCAAAUGCGGACUUCCAGCCAAGCCCUUUCUUCACGGAGCAGCUGACAGCAUUUGAAGUAUGGCUUGAUCAUGGAUCUGAACAUAAAAAACCACCAGAGCAGUUGCCUAUCGUUCUUCAGGUUUUGCUUAGUCAGUCUCAUCGAUUUCGUGCGCUGGUACUUCUUGGGAGGUUCCUGGAUAUGGGACCUUGGGCUGUAGAUCUGGCCUUGUCAGUUGGAAUCUUUCCCUACGUGCUUAAAUUGCUGCAAACAACAGCAACAGAAUUGCGCCAAAUUCUUGUAUUUAUUUGGACAAAGAUCCUUGCACUUGAUAAGUCUUGUCAGGUUGAUCUGGUAAAGGAUGGUGGGCACAUAUAUUUUAUUAAGUUCCUUGACAGCAUGGAUGCUUAUCCAGAGCAGCGUGCAAUGGCUGCUUUUGUUUUGGCGGUUAUUGUGGAUGGAAACCGGCGGGGACAGGAGGCCUGUAUUCAGGCGAAUUUGAUACAUGUAUGCUUGAGGCAUCUGCAACUUGCAAAUCCACAUGAUACACAGACUGAGCCUCUACUUCUCCAGUGGCUUUGUCUCUGUCUUGGAAAGCUGUGGGAGGAUUUCCCAGAAGCACAGACAAUUGGUUUACAGGCAGAUGCACCAGCAAUAUUUGCGCCUCUGCUCUCAGAACCUCAACCUGAGGUCAGAGCUUCCACUGUUUUUGCUUUGGGUACCCUUCUUGACGUUGGAUCGGACACUUUUAGAGAUGGGGUUGGAAGUGAUGGAGACUGUGAUGAUGAUGAAAAGAAUAAAACUGAGUUAAAUAUUGUCAAAAGCCUCUUGAAAGUUGUUUCAGAUGGAAGCCCUCUGGUUAGGGCAGAGGUUGCUGUAGCUCUUGCACGAUUUGCCUUUGGCCACAAUAAGCACCUGAAGUCAAUUGCUGCUGCAUACUGGAAGCCGCAAUCUAAUUCUCUGCUGAAUUCAUUGCCAUCUUUGGCUACUAUUAGGAGUCCAAGUAGUGGCUAUACUAACACAAGCCAGUACUUGCAGCCAGCUAGUGCCAUUCCUUCCCAAAUUGGUCCUGUACUGAGAGUUGGCAGUGACAACACGGCUGUAGGCCGAGAUGGAAGGGUCUCUACAAGCAGCCCACUUGCAUCUUCUGGGAUAAUGCAUGGGUCCCCAUUGUCGGAUGAUUCUUCUCAUCAUUCAGAUUCCGGUAUAUUAUCAAGAGAUGGUGCAAGUAAUGGGGUCAUUAACUUUUCAAGGCCAAGAUCCCUAGAUACCACAAUGUAUUCUGAAUGUGUACUAGCAAUGUACACGCUAGCCAAAGAUCCGUCUCCUCACAUUGCUAGUCUGGGCCGACGGGUACUCUCUAUAAUUGGUAUUGAACAAGUAGUCACAAAGGCAUUGAGGUACAGUGGUGGUAGUAGUGUUCGGCAGGGAGAGACCACUGGUGCAUCUCCUACUCCUAGCCUUUCUGGAUUAGGGCGAUCAUCUUCAUGGCUUGACAUGAAUGCAGGUCAUUUGACAUUUAGAACUCCUCCUGUGAGCCCUCCUCGACCGAAUUACCUGACGGGUAUGCGUCGAGUUUGCUCUGGUGGAUCUUUAGAGUUCAGGCCGCACCACUUGAAUUCACCUGAUGGAUUGGCUGUCCCACUGUUGGGUUCUGGUGGAGCUUCCGGGACUUCAGAGCGCAGUUUGCUUCCACAAUCAACCAUCUACCAUUGGAGUUGUGGCCACUUUUCAAGGCCCCUCCUUACUACAGCAGAUGAUAAUGACGAAAUAUUGGUAAGAAGGGAAGACAGGGAGAAAUUUGCGCUGGAUCGCAUAGCUAAAUGCCAGCACUCUUUUGCAGCUGUAAGCAAGCUUAACAAUCAAAUUGCUAUUUGGGAUACGAAGUUUGAAAUGGGUACAAAAGCAGCUUUGUUGCAGCCAUUCUCUCCGGUCGUGAUUGCUGCAGAUAAUUUUGAACGGAUCAGGAUAUGGAACUACGACGAUGCUAAACUACUAAACAGUUUUGACAACCAUGAUUUUCCCGAUAAAGGAAUUUCAAAGCUUUGCCUUGUGAAUGAGCUAGAUGGCAGCUUGCUUCUUGUUGCUUCAAGUGAUGCAAAUGUUCGUAUAUGGAAAGAUUACACCUCAAAGGGUAAACAGAAGCUUGUUACAGCAUUCUCAUCGAUUCAGGGCCAUAGACCUAGUGUCCGUAGUGUGAAUGCUGUUGUUGACUGGCAGCAGCAGUCUGGAUAUUUGUAUGCUUCUGGGGAGAUAUCAUCAAUCAUGCUUUGGGAUCUAGAUAAAGAGCAGCUUGUUAGUUCCAUUUCUUCAUCGUCAGAAAGCAGCAUCUCAGCAUUGUCUGCUUCGCAAGUUCAUGGGGGUCAGUUUGCAGCUGGGUAUGCUGAUGGUUCUGUCAGGCUAUUUGACAUCCGUGCUGCUGACAUGCCCGUUUGUACAACAAGGCCACAUACUCGAGUAGAAAGAGUUGCAGGCAUUGGUUUUCAACCUGGAUUAGAUCCAUCAAAGAUUGUGAGUGCAUCUCAAGCUGGGGACAUCCAGUUUCUGGAUAUCAGAAAUCCCAGCAACGCCUACCUCACAAUUGACGCUCACAGAGGCUCCCUUACGGCAUUGGCUGUCCACCGCCAUGCCCCGAUCAUUGCAAGUGGCUCAGCCAAGCAAAUCAUCAAGGUCUUCAACCUAGAAGGCGAACAGCUUAGCAUCAUCCGCUACCACCCCACUUUCAUGGCCCAAAAGAUUGGGGCCGUCAGCUGCCUGACCUUCCACCCCUACAGAGUGCUACUUGCGGCCGGUGCCACUGAUGCGUGUGUCUCCAUCUAUGCUGAAGACGGUUACCAGACAAGAUGAACAUAUCCUCUUAUCGAUUUCUCUUGAGGGGAUGACGCUGCGACUAUGCACAUCUCAUCAAUCCAGCAGAUGCGCGGCUAUGUGAAUGCCUGCACCUCCAGGCUGGCCCUUCUUCCUAGCUCUCACCACGUCUCAUAUAAGCAGGGGGGAAACGCGUCGGGGCCUUGUGUGAAAUGUGUAUGUUAUAUAUUCAUUAGCCUCCGCAUCAGAAGGUCGUCGUGUGCAUUUCCCUUUGGAGGCUCCCACAAAUAAUCCAACAUAUAGCUAAAGAUGUAAAUAUCUCCUUUUCUUCCCCCCCUUUUUUUUCUCGUUUUUAUUUGUUCAAUUUGUAAAAGUGGCAUACUGGUUAUUAUAAAUUAUCCCAGACAGUGGAACCGGUGGCGUGGAUGUUGGGGCCCUGUAAACCAGAGGGUUCUGAAGGCACCCACCCUCAGCUUGUAUUGUGUUGAUUGGCCCCCCUUGCCCCCAUUGAUCAUGUUGUAAUAGGAUUUUCAAAUCAUUUGAGAUUGGGUUUGGACGUUGGGCCAAUUGACAUUCUGAAAGACCGUUUAUCUAUUCACUCGGCAAAAAACUGCAUUAGAUUCCACA